AGCACAGCCACAACCCUUCCAUGGUAGCAUAAAGUAGCAGCACUCACAACACGCUCUUUAUCUGCGACUUGACGCCAGCUUGGUUGCAAUAGCACAGCUGCUAACCGUCGACUAACAGCCAGUCGACUACUUCACCCAAGGCAUCAGCUGUAGCUCAUAUCCUCACUGUCUAGCAAAGAUGUUUAAGAAGCUGAAAGAGAAAAUCAAGGGAGACGAAAGCUCCACAGGCGGAACUGAUCAGCAGCAGCUUCAUUCAAACAAUCCCUACUAUCAACCUCCCCAGACACAACAACAACAGCACCCCACCCCAGCAACCGAGAAGUAUCAAGCUCCUCCGGGGCCGCCACCAGGGCAUGGAUCCUUGGAAUCAGACUACAAACCUCCUUCAGGACCACCACCUUCUCACUUCCCUCAGCAACCGCCGCCAAGCUGGGAUCCCCCACCUUAUCACGACUGGACCGUUAUCCCCGACACGGCUCUGCUACCUCCUCCACCAUCACUUGGUUAUGAUAACUCUCCAACCGCCAACGCUUCUGCAGAGGAGGGCGACCGCGCGCUGGCGUGGACUCAAGCGAACCCAUUGUGGCCGCCGCAGAAUGUAGCACCCAGCACCCACGCUGCCAUUCAGAAUGGACAGUUAGCCUUGCUGAAAGCUCCAACCUACAUUGGCGAUCUGAUUCCGCAGCCGCAAGCAGGCCACUGGAGAUGUCGUACCCACGCCCAGUGCAGAGACUCAAGCAUCCUCACAAACCUUCCAUUGUACUCAGUGUUCUGGGACUCACCGCUCAACACGCAGCGAUCGAAGACAAUUUAUUUUGAGCUCAAAGUAACGGGUAUCGGCCGUGGUGGCUUGUCUCUCGAGGAAGCAGACGCCGGUAUCGCUAUUGGCUUCGUCGCACCGCCCUAUCCGACCUUCCGGCUCCCUGGCUGGGAGCGCGCGAGUCUCGGCGUACACGGUGAUGAUGGCCGGAAAUAUGUGAAUGACCCUUGGGGCGGGGUUGACUUCACCACCAGCUUUAAGCCAGGUGAGACUGUGGGGAUUGGCAUAACGUUUUCAAUUCCAAAAAACCCUCCUUCAUAUGAGCAGACACAACAGGGCACGUUGCUGGACAUUGACGUAUUCUUCACGCGCAACGGGAAGAAGGAGGGAGGUUGGGAUGGCAAUGAAGAGCUUGAUGCUCGUAGCGAGGGAGGAAAUGUUGGACUGAGGGGAGAGUGUGAUCUAUUUCCAGCAGUUGGCAUUUUUGGUGGAGUCGACUUCGACGUGUUCUUUCACCCCUCGCAGUGGUUAUUCAGACCGUACUGAGGAGUGGAAUGAGAGUCUCGUAGGUUCUUGUUGGGGUAAAGCUACGUGGUGGCUUGCGGUAAGAGUCGUAAUAGAAUCGAGCGAAAACCUCACCUGCACCUUCUAUAGUUCUAUCACCCUAAUGUCCUAUAUAUAUCUUUACCUUCGUCUACCA
Molecule: messenger RNA, 1460 nt
Organism: Cucurbitaria berberidis CBS 394.84
Lineage: Eukaryota; Fungi; Ascomycota; Dothideomycetes; Pleosporales; Cucurbitariaceae
Exons: 1
Coding region: 179-1306 (375 amino acids)
Molecular function (GO): protein binding
Source: RefSeq, a predicted model, not a curated record